Dendronephthya gigantea is the source of this 1168-nucleotide messenger RNA. Its product is annotated as polycomb complex protein BMI-1-like. Gene Ontology annotation, molecular function: promoter-specific chromatin binding. The record is from RefSeq and is a predicted model, not a curated record. Lineage: Eukaryota; Metazoa; Cnidaria; Anthozoa; Malacalcyonacea; Nephtheidae. The transcript has 10 exons. Gene Ontology annotation, biological process: negative regulation of transcription by RNA polymerase II. Gene Ontology annotation, cellular component: PRC1 complex. Bases 97 to 948 code for a protein of 283 amino acids.
UGGCUUUUGUAGCAUGUCAUGUCAGACGUGGAGUGGCAAUUUCACUGAAUAUAAACUGCGAGGCCGACGUCUUAGCUUUGCUCAGAUAUUCUUUUCAUGAUGUUACGAACAGUUCAUCUUAACACUCUCAACGCGAAUAUUACGUGUUCAAUAUGCGGUGGAUAUUUUGUCGAGGCAACGACCAUUAUGGAAUGCCUGCAUUCUUUUUGCAAGAGUUGUAUCGUGAGGUAUCUGGAGACUUCAUGCAACUGUCCAGUUUGUCAAACAGAAAUUCAUAAAACGCGACCUCUUCUUCACGUUAGACCUGAUCCUGUUCUUCAAGAUCUAGUGUAUAAACUGGUACCAUCUUUAUAUGAUGAUUACCAUAAAGCGAAGCAAGAAUUCAAGAAACUUAUGUCAACGGAGGAGCCAGCACAAGAAGAAACACAUGAUGCGGAUGGUGUUGUUAAUGUUCCCCAUCUCCCGGAUCCAAUUUAUGUAACAUUGGAACAACGACAGAGAAAUAAAAACAAAAAUGAACAAAUUAAGAUGUUUCCAAUUCGUUACCUUCGCUGUCCCUCCUCUAUGCCAGUGAGGAUAUUGAAGAAGUUUUUAAGAAUUAAAUUUUUUGUCAAGGAUUCUCAGGAGGUUGAAAUUUCACGCAGCGACGAAGUGCUUUUUGAUCAUUUAACGUUAAAAGAGGUGGCUAGGAUAUAUGGUAGAUAUGGAAAGCUUGCUCCGUUGGAUCUUUACUUUGAUGUUAUUCCGAAAGACAAAGUAAUAGAUGUGGAAAAGAACUCCUACGAUGGUAGCAUUCCUUCUGCAGUCAUCCCUACUUCAUUCAACGAAAAACAAGAUAGCAAGCAGGAUGCAUCCCAAGCUGACAUAAGCAAUGAGAAUGAAGUUUCCGAGAACAAAAUGGAUGUCGACUCAUUUCCCACAGAUGCUUUGACUGAUGCGAACUUAUAAGUUAAAGAACCUGGAUUUGUAGUACGUGAUGGUAGUAUUCGCGGUAAAUCGCAAGAGCGAGGCCUUUGCUGAUGAAUAGUGCAGAAAAUCCUUAGCAGCAACCUCGCUCCUUUUGAAUUUUUAAAAAAGUGUAGGGAGCCACCUUAAACCAAACGAUUUGAGGCAUGCUGUUGACUGUACAUAUGUAGGUAUAUAUAAUAUGACUAUAUUGAAAUUUUUA